AUGACCUCUGGGCCUGGGGUUGCCAUGGAGCUGAUGGGCGACGAGGCGGUGUCGGUGUGGAGAAGGCUUCUAGGCCCCACUGACUCGGGCGUGGCACGGAAAGAGGCCCCGCCAAGCCUCCGAGCCGAGUUCGGCACAGAUGGCACCAGAAACGCGGGACAUGGGUCUGACUCACUGGCCUCAGCAGCAAGAGUAAUUCAUUCUAGUAGAGAGACCAGGAGAGGACCUAGUACAGAGCCCUGGGGGACACCAGUAGUGAGACAUUAAAGAGGACCUAGUACAGAGCCUUGGGGGACACCAGUAGUGAGACAUUAAAGAGGACCUAGUACAGAGUCCUGGGGGACACCAGUAGUGAGACAUUAAAGAGGACCUAGUACAGAGUCCUGGGGGACACCAGUAGUGAGACAUUAAAGAGGACCUAGUACUGAGCCCUGGGGGACACCAGUGGUGAGACAUUAAAGAGGACCUAGUACCGAUCCCUGGGGGACACCAGUAGUGAGACAUUAAAGAGGACCUAGUACCGAUCCCUGGGGGACACCAGUAGUGAGACAUUAAAGAGGACCUAGUACAGAGCCUUGGGGGACACCAGUAGUGAGACAUUAAAGAGGACCUAGUACAGAGCCUUGGGGGACACCAGUAGUGAGACAUUAAAGAGGACCUAGUACAGAGCCUUGGGGGACACCAGUAGUGAGACAUUAAAGAGGACCUAGUACAGAGUCCUGGAGGACACCAGUAGUGAGACAUUAAAGAGGACCUAGUACCGAUCCCUGGGGGACACCAGUAGUGAGACAUUAAAGAGGACCUAGUACCGAUCCCUGGGGGACACCAGUAGUGAGACAUUAAAGAGGACCUAGUACAGAGCCUUGGGGGACACCAGUAGUGAGUAAUGCUUUGUUCUUCUGUUCAGGAACUGGAGUUUUUCUUCCCAUCCACUGCGGGCCAUGGUCCCGCUAA
Molecule: messenger RNA, 954 nt
Organism: Coregonus sp. 'balchen'
Lineage: Eukaryota; Metazoa; Chordata; Actinopteri; Salmoniformes; Salmonidae
Source: the annotation of a GenBank genome assembly